Molecule: messenger RNA, 2840 nt
Organism: Seminavis robusta
Lineage: Eukaryota; Bacillariophyta; Bacillariophyceae; Naviculales; Naviculaceae
Source: the annotation of a GenBank genome assembly
GCAGACUGUACUCAACUCAGAACUCGGGAAUCGGGAACGAUGUCCAGGUACGGUACACUACGGUACAGUACCGUACGGUACAUCCUGCCGCGACCUCUUGAGUGGUUCUCCUCUCCACUGGUACAAUCGAUCAGCCAGUCGGAGGGAGAAGCACGAAGCAACAAACCAUCCACACUCCUGUCACUCUGCACACUCGAAUCCAAGUGUGGGUGCACGCUGCAUUUGUGUGGGAUGCUCAGGUGAACUCAUCGCGGCACACAAAUUUGCCCUCCCCAAAACAAAGGUGAUCUUUACUAUUAGAGGGUUUCCAAUUCACUUGGCACAUUCAAAGGAAGCAGCCAAGCAUUGAGGUGAAGAUGAGGAGCGGAACGUUUACCAUUGAUGAUGGCAGUACAGACAUGGUUAUAGAAAAAGAAGCAUUCCGGCGGGAUGUGGAGGCUGCUCACUCCUCGUCUGUGUUGACUCGGGUGGAAGGUACCAGAGCUACAGCUAUUGAUGAUGGCAGUACAGACAACAUGGUUAUAGAAAAAGAAACAUUCCGGCGAGAUGUGAAGGCUGCGCACUCCUCGUUGAAAGGUAGUACCAGUGCUACAAGUAGCGGUAAGGCGCAGCAGCAGGUUCAGGUUGGUGCACAGGCCAUGUCCGGCUCAAGCAACCGCAGUAACAGUAGUGCCAAGCGAUUGGGAGAACGCAAGACAAAGCGAUUGGAAGAGGAGGAGGAGGACAUCUGUAACACAACUGAUGGGGGAGUGGAUUGGGUCGAGUCUUCAGUUCCCACUACCACAACAGGCACAGGAUGUCAUCAUCCAGGUGUUCGGGACGUAGUGUUUCCCCAACUAUCCGGUGAAGAGCUCGAUAGGCUGGCUGUUCCGGCGCCAAGAAGAUCCCAGCAAUCCAAUGCUCGUGCCAUGCAGCCAGGAGCCUAUCCAGUGGAACGGAUGCCACGGAUGCAACAGCGCGUCCCAGUCCAAGAACAAGAGCACCAACAAGACGUCCGAAGUGUUGCUCCCUGGGAUAUUACCGGCAGGCCAUCCGAACACUUUUCGACCCCCAUGCCGGAGAGCAACGGCGACGACUUGGCCGUGGCCAAUUUGAUUGAAGGCCAUUCUCAAUUUCUUGCAGCUCUACCCCAAGCUGAGGAAUUCGAUCAAUUGGCAGACCAAGAACGAAAGAAAGAAAAACAGGAAAAGCGAUCCAAGACGUAUGCUUUUCUCGGAUGUAUUCUUCUACUUGUCAUCGUUGGGAUCCUCGUGGCGGUUCUGGUUCCUAGCACAAGGGAAACAUCAGCUGCUGUGGAGACGACGGCCACAGCUCCAAGUACAAUACAAUCCAGUCCCACCACUUCUCCUUCAGCGGCCCCAUCCUUGUCUCUGGAGGAAACCAUCAAGGCCUUGUUCGAACAAGACACCCUCCACGCCUUGCAAGACCCAGAGUCGCCGCAGUCCAGGGCAUUUGAGUGGUUGUUGGAAGAUGCCCAAAAUAUACCUUCCUACACCACAGAUCAUCGCAUCAAGCAAAAGUUCGCCCUUGCCACUCUCUAUUAUGCCACCAAUGGACACAACUGGGUUCGGAAUGACAAGUGGCUCAACCAUUCCGUCAACGAGUGCUUGUGGUAUAUGGCACCCGAUUUUGCCAUGAAAAGUAUUAUGGGAACAGUCUACCCAGGAUAUCUGUCAGAGUUCUUCCCUGAUCAGACACAACCACCGAAGACCUGCAACAGUCAAGGCAUCUACCAAAACCUUUGGUUGGACCGAAACAGUCUCGCUGGAUACCUCCCCGAAGAACUCUACAUGAUGACCUCUUUGCAGACCAUUUCAAUGGGAUUCAACCAUCUGGAGGGAUCCCUCUCCAGUCGACUGGGCAAGCUGACCCAACUGGAAGGCUUGGUCAUUUUUAAUCCUCCUUCCGAGGGCAACAUUCCUUCCGAGCUGGGUUUGCUUUCGAAUACACUACGGGGCAUUGGCCUUGCUGGCAGCAAUCAUCAAGGGCCCAUUCCUUCGGAAUUGUGGCAACUCACCAAGCUGGAGACCUUUGCCCUCAUGGACCAUCCACAUAUGCAAGGAACCAUCCCUUCGGAAAUCGGCCUGUUUGCGGAUCUAAAGUGGAUUAUUCUAGAUUACAAUGACUUUUCAGGCACGAUUCCAACCGAGCUUGGCCAACUGGAGAAAUUACAGUGGGUUGUGUUGAAACACAGCAGGAUCACUGGGACCAUUCCCAGCUCACUUGCAAGGAUCAACAACAAGCUUACCAUAAACCUCAGUAGCAACAACUUGGUGGGGACCCUGCCAAGUGAGCUGGGAUUGCUCACAAAACUUUCGUUUGAUAUUCAAGUCGAGAACAAUCGCCUCACCGGGACCAUUCCAUCUGAACUUGGCCUUCUGACCAAUUUGGGGACGGUUCUAGAUCUUCACACCAAUCUUUUCACAGGAACCAUUCCAACCGAGCUUGGGCAGUUGUCGGGGGCACAUGAGCUCUAUUUUCAAAACAGCCAACUCACUGGUCCGAUUCCAAGUGAAUUUGGCUUGCUCACCCGUCUUGGCCAACUGAAGCUGGCAAACAACAGCCUAUCCAGCACAAUCCCCCAAGAACUGUCUGAUUUGCAGCCGUCGCUACACACAAUUACAUUGAAUGCAAACCCCAUGUUGACUGGAACUGUGCCAGAUGCCAUUUGCAGAAUCAAUGGCACCUGUGUAGUAAUUCCAAUGUUGACCGACCCCUCCUGUUCGGGACCAUUUGGGGCUUUCUUUGAUUGCGGUGCGGACGGGCUGUGUGGGUGCGACUGUCCCUGCUGAUAAGAGGAGGUAGCACCUAUGCAUGAUAAAUUGCAUCUACACGUAUAU